Messenger RNA from Penicillium olsonii, 1614 nucleotides. Lineage: Eukaryota; Fungi; Ascomycota; Eurotiomycetes; Eurotiales; Aspergillaceae. The record is from the annotation of a GenBank genome assembly.
AUGCGAAUCUGUGUCUUUCAAUCCAGCUUCGAGGAGCUUCAAGCUUCAGUCGGCGAUUCACAAGAACUAUGCAUGAAUCCGGGACAACAUAUCACGCAGCAUGAGAUAACACACAAAACGAUCCACAAAGAGACGGCAAGGGCCCAAAUUGAUGAGGCAGUCAGCGAAGGCCAUGACUUCUACUUGAAUCUCAUGUGGGGUACGCAUGACGACUCGCUCGCCGGCGUUGAUGCAAUCCGAUACUUUGAAUCAUUGAACCUUCCCGCUGCUGGAAUUCAAAGCUCCGAACGAGAACAGUCUAAACAGGACUUCCUCGCCACUGCCAAGGCUGCAGGUCAGCCUCGGAUCCCAGGCACUACCGAGUUUCCCUUGUUUGUCAAGCCUGCAUCAAGCUAUGGAAGCAUGUUCAUCGAUGAACAUUCUUUGUGUCAGAAUGAAGAUGAAUUGAGCAGCUGCAUCAAGAAAAUGAACCGACAAAUGCGCCCUGUGCGCGUACUGCGAGCUCAAGCGGUUGGAAAUCCGGAUCCCGACCUCUAUGCCGAUACCCUCGAGGCAGCUGGGCGACAUAGCUCGGAUCUCGUCGUGCAAGAAUUCAUCGGCGGAGAGGAGUAUUCAGUCGUGGUGAUUGCCAUGGGAGAAACGCCGUGGCCCCUCAAUCCCCAGCAUGCCAAGUACAAGCAGGAGGAUGGCAAAGCACCCUUCCUGACAUUGGAUCUGAAGUUCGACGAGGAAUCGUGCUACGAGCUGCUCAACGAGAGCGACGACCCCGAGCUCUGGCAACAUCUUCAGGAAACAGCAGUUCAAGCGUUCACAACAAACAAAAUGCACACGAACUAUAUGGGCUGUGAUGUGGAUAUGCGCAUUGGUCUGGAUGGGAAGGCCUAUGUCAUCGAAGUUGACCCCCUUCCUGUCUUCUUCUAUCCUAUGGGAUCCCAGCUUGAGGAUACUGAUGUCCAGCGGAGCUUUCCGGGGAGCUAUCGAGCGGUUCUCAAUACGUAUAUCACGAACUAUUUCCUCAAGAAUCCCGACCGACGUGGACUCAAUCGUGAUGAACUAGAUGGGCAGAGUGAGUCGGUAUUCAGAAAUGGCAACGGACAAGCCAUGACAAUCCAAGAAAUGUCCGAGAUUGCCAUGCUACGAUCAUAUCGAGGCACUUUGCUGGAUAUUGGUCGCCGAGAUGGAGGCAUCGCACGCCUUCUACAAUCCAUCCCACAGAAUGAGAUCACAACCUUGACCGGGGUCGACAUAUCGAGUGAGGAUACCCAGACCUGUCAAGAAGACACGCCAUAUGCUCAUGCCCAUCAUAUGAAGCUUGAAGUUUAUCUUUCUCAAAUGACAGAGCCAGUCGAUCAUAUUAUCUGCAAUUUGACGGUGCAAUAUCUUCCCAUAGAAGGACUGGACUUUGCUUUGGCUCGGUUUUUCCAGCUUGCAAGAAAAUCCAUUACUAUGGUGGUUUCUCAAAAGGUGCUUGUUUCUGGCAGCGUUCGUGGUCCAUUGAAUGAGAUCCGUGAAAGUAUCAAAACAUUCCAGAUUCCGUCAGAUUGGACUAUUGCGCCGAGAGAUGGCUCUGAUGGCCUCGAAUGGCUGUUCUCUUUCGAGCGCAAACUCCGAUAA